GUUCUUGAGUUCUUUGAGUUCUUCAGUUCUUUGAGUUCUUCAGUUCUUUGAGUUCUUGAGUCUUCUCAACUAGUAGUUGGGUGUUAAGAGUGUUGAGUUGCUCUUGUGCUCCUCUUGAAGUUUCUACUGGUUGCUCUUCAACUGAGGGCCCAAAAAGCUUGGAUUGAGAAGACGUUUCAGAAAAGAGAAUGCAUCCAAAUAUUUCCCAGCAAAGAACCCAACAGGUACCGUUCAUGCCACUGUUUUCACAGAACCCAACAGGUACCGUUCAUGCCACUGUUUUCACAGAACCCAACAGGUACCGUUCAUGCCACUGUUUUCACAGAACCCAACAGGUACCGUUCAUGCCACUGUUUUCACAGAACCCAACAGGUACCGUUCAUGCCACUGUUUUCACGGAACCCACUUUCCUUGUUCCUCACUGCUCUCAUAUGCUUCCAUGUUAAGCACCAGAUCAUCUGUUGAGGCUGAGAGAGUGCUUUCACUGACCCAGUUUUAAAAAAAAACCCUCUGUGUUUUUAGAGUGCUGGAUAACGUAGUGUACGUCCCAAAUAGCACCCUAUUCCAUACAUAGUGCCCUGCCCUAUUGGGCUCUGGUCAAAAGUAGCGCACUAUAAAGGGAACGUGGUGCUAUUUGGGACGUGGGCUUAAUGAAUUCUCCACUCGUACAGAAACGCUCUCAGUAAGAAAUUGGAUCAACAACAACCGGCUAUUACGUGGCCCAAAUCCCUUACAAUGGUGGUGAUUUUUGUGGCUUAACGUGACAGCCCCCCUCAGCUAGCUCUGAGCAAACAGAGAUGCAACUGAAAUUGGACAGCACACAACAGCUAACAGCUGUUAGUACCGCGGUGAAGUAGCUCGAUGCUGCGUUGUGAAAGCAAUUCUAGCCAUCUUUCAUAGCUAUUUACAUGAUUUGUCUGUUUUUUGUCUUUCAACAUUCCGUCACGGCACGCUUCUAUUAACACUUUAUAAACCAACAUGUAGAAAGCAUUAUGAAGUGGUUAUAAUGCAUUAUAACGCCCGCAGUAAGCAUGUAUAACCCCUUCUAUGUCCUCCCUUUCUACCUCCAGGUGCAGUUGUGGUCAGGUAGUGAACCAGCAUGUGGCUAUCAUCCCGGGAGCGACCACCAGGGCGGCGGAAGAGGCAGGUCAGAUCGCGCAGGUGGCAGCGCCCAAGGAACGCUGGUCCGUGCUUAAACACACACAGGCCACGCCCACAGACGCAUACGGCAUCAUGGAGCUCCAGGGAGGAGGACAUGUCAACAAGGCCAUGUACAUCCGUGUGGCGUACGACUCCAAGCCAGACAACCUGCUCCACAUGAUGGUGAAAGACUGGCAGCUGGAUCUCCCCACCCUGCUCAUCUCUGUCCACGGGGGGCUGCAGAACUUUGACCUGCUGCCCAAACUAAAACAGGUGUUUGGAAAGGGUCUGAUCCAGGCUGCAGUCACCACCGGAGCAUGGAUACUCACUGGUGGAGUCAGCACUGGAGUGAUCCGGCAUGUUGGAGAUGCGUUGAAGGACCACUCCUCCAAGUCCAGAGGGAAAGUAUGUGCCAUCGGGAUCGCUCCAUGGGGCAUCGUGGAGAACAGGGAGGAUCUGAUAGGAAGAGAUGUGACUCGUCCAUACCAGACCAUGUCCAACCCCAUGUCCAAGCUGUCUGUCCUCAACAACAGCCACUCCCACUUCAUCCUGGCAGAUAACGGGACCCACGGAAAGUACGGAGCAGAGGUUCGCCUCCGCCGUCAGCUGGAGAAACACAUCUCCCUGCAGAAGAUCAACACACGUCUGGGCCAGGGGGUACCUCUGGUCUGUCUGAUCCUGGAGGGGGGUCCCAACGUCAUCUCCAUAGUCCUGGAGAGCCUGAGGGAGGACCCCCCUGUCCCGGUGGUGGUCUGUGAUGGCAGUGGAAGGGCCUCUGACAUCAUCUCCUUCGCACACAGAUACUCCGAGGACGACGGGUUGGUGAGCGAUAACGUGAAGGACCAGCUCCUGGUCACCAUACAGAAGACGUUCAACUACAACCGCGGUCAGGCCCAGCAGAUCUUCCUCAUGGUGAUGGAAUGCAUGAAGAAACGAUCUCUGAUCACUGUGUUCCGUAUGGGAGCAGAGGAACCGCGGGACAUAGAGAUGGCCAUACUGACGGCCUUGCUCAAAGGCACCAACGCCUCCGCCCCCGACCAGCUGAGUCUAGCCCUGGCCUGGAACAGAGUGGACAUCGCUAGGAGCCAGAUCUUCGUCUACGGUCACCACUGGCCCAUGAGCGGCAGCGCGGCCAACACCACAGCAUCCCAGGAUAAGCCUAAGAGCCCGGUCCCAGCCCGCGGGGGAGGAGGCGGGGCACGGAAGGGGAAGGCUAGGGUCAACAAGGUCAAAGGGGGCAGGGCCAAACCUGAACCUCCGGAGGAGACGGACCCCAGGAAGCUGGAGCUACGCAACUGGGUGAACUCUCUGGAGCAGGCCAUGAUGGACGCCCUGGUGCUGGACAGGGUGGACUUCGUCAAGCUGCUGAUAGAGAACGGCGUCAACAUACACCACUUCCUCACCAUCCCCCGUCUGGAGGAACUCUACAACACGAGGCUGGGCCCUACAAAUACACUCCACUUUGUAGUUAGAGAUGUUAAAAAGGGAAAUCUUCCACCGGAUUACCAGAUCACCUUGAUCGAUAUCGGAUUGGUCCUGGAGUUCCUGAUGGGUGGGGCUUAUCGCUGCAACUACACCAGAAAGCAGUUCCGCACCCUCUACAACAACCUCUAUGGUGUAAAAAGGCCGAAAGCUCUAAAAAUGUUAGGACUGGAGGACGACGAACCACGAGGAAAGGGCAAGAGCAAAGGGAAGAAGAAGAAGAAGGAGGAAGAGACGGACAUUGAUGUGGACGACCCAGAGGUCUGCCGCUUCCAGUUCCCGUUCCAUGAGCUGAUGGUGUGGGCCGUCCUCAUGAAGCGCCAGAAGAUGGCUCUGUUCCUGUGGAAGCGGGGGGAAGAGGCCAUGGCCAAAGCUCUGGUGGCCUGUAAGCUGUACAAGGCCAUGGCCCACGAGUCGUCUCAGAGUGAUCUGGUGGACGACAUCUUCCAGGACCUGGAAAACAACUCCAAGGAGUUUGGCCAGCUGGCCUACGAGCUCCUGGACCAGUCCUAUAAGCACGACGAGCAGGUGGCCAUGAAGCUGCUGACGUACCAGCUGAAGAACUGGAGCAACUCCACCUGCCUGAAGCUGGCCGUAGCCGCCAAGCACAGAGACUUCAUCGCCCACACCUGCAGCCAGAUGCUGCUCUCUGACAUGUGGAUGGGACGUCUGAGAAUGGGCAAGAGUAACGGGUUCAAGGUGAUAUUUGGCAUAAUCUUUCCACCUUCGAUUCUCCUCAUGGAUUUUCGACUCGGGGAAGAAGUGACACAUCAAGCCCCGGUGGAGAGCGACGAAGAAAAGGGCAAAGACGAUGACAAUAAAUCCAGCAAGGAAAUGAAUGCUGAUGCAGUGUCCAAAACUGGAGAUGAAGUAGAAACCAUGGUGACAAAGAGAAGAGUUCCGAUCAGAAAGAAGAUCUAUGAAUUCUACAAUACUCCUUUCACCAAAUUCUGGUUCAACACUAUCUCCUACCUGGCCUACCUGUGUUUAUACAACUACAUCAUCCUGGUCAAGAUGGAGCGCUGGCCGUCCCUACAGGAGUGGAUAGUCAUCUCUUACAUCAUCACUCUGGGAAUGGAGAAAGUCAGACAGAUCCUGAUGUCAGAGCCGGGGAAGCUGAAGCAGAAGAUCAACGUUUGGGCCGAAGAGUACUGGAACAUCACAGACGCGGCGGCCAUCUUUACCUUCCUCCUGGGCCUGAUGCUGAGGCUGCAGAACGAGCCCCUGAUGAGCAUCGGACGGGUCAUCUACUGCGUGGAUAUCAUCUUCUGGUACAUCAGAGUGCUCGACAUCUUCGGGGUCAACAAGUAUCUGGGUCCAUACGUCAUGAUGAUCGGGAAAAUGAUGAUUGACAUGUUGUACUUUGUGGUGAUCAUGCUGGUGGUGUUGAUGAGUUUCGGCGUGGCGCGGCAGGCCAUCCUGCACCCUGAUGAGAUCCCAACAUGGCGUCUGGCCAGGAACAUCUUCUACAUGCCCUACUGGAUGAUCUAUGGGGAGGUGUUUGCUGACUCCAUAGACCGUAAGAGUGACAUUAAUAUCUAUGCAAUGGAAAUAAAUCCGCCAUGCGGUGAUAACAUGUACGAUGAAGAUGGGAAGAAGCUUCCGCCUUGUAUCCCUGGAGCAUGGCUCACUCCAGCCAUCAUGGCCUGCUACCUGCUGGUGGCCAACAUCCUCCUGGUCAACUUACUCAUCGCUGUCUUCAACAACACCUUCUUAGAGGUCAAGUCCGUCUCCAACCAGAUCUGGAAGUUCCAGCGCUACCAGCUGAUCAUGAAGUUCCACGACCGGCCCCUCCUCCCUCCGCCCCUCAUCAUCUUCAGCCACGUCUUCAUCAUUCUGAAGCACGUCUGCCGCCGCUGCAAGAGGAGAACAGAGGGCGAGCAGGACGACAGGGACAACAAAGGACUACAGCUGCUGCUGAAUGCUGAGGAGCUGAAGGCUCUGUAUGAGUUCGAGGAGCAGUGUGUGGAGGAGUAUUUCAGAGAGAAAGAGGAAGAGGAGCAGUCGUCUAACGACGAGCGCAUCAGGGUCACAUCUGAGAGGGUGGAGAACAUGUCGAUGCGCCUGGAGGAGGUGAACGAGAGGGAGACCUCCAUGAAGGCUUCCCUGCAGACGGUGGACCUUCGGCUGGGUCAGCUGGAGGAGUUCUCCGGACGUAUGAUGAACGCCCUGGAGAAGCUGGCCGGGGUGGACCACAACGACCUGGUCAGGGCCCACUCUGGGGUCUCCUCAGUCUGCGACCCGUCCUCCCUGUUCCGUCACAGCUCCGUCAACAGCUCUGACGGCUACAGCCUGUACCGGUACCACCUGGAGAUGGGAGAUGACACCCGCUCCGAGGCCGGGGACAUCAAGAGCCCUGAGAGGAUGGGGAGCCAGAGGAAAGGGAGCCAGAGGUUGGCGGUUGAGAGGAAAGGGAGUAUGAGAGAAACGACGACCAGCACCACGGCCCCUGUGAAGGAGUACGGGGCCACGUUAGAUGUGGUGGGGCCCAGAGAGAGGAAGCAUUCCAGCUCCAGUGUGGAUAGACUGAUCUCUGGGCAGAAGGAAACCCAGAGGCCUGAGCCUCCUACAGGGUCUUCUCCACAGCCCAACCCUGUAGCCUCCCUGGACGCAGCCCUGGAGAAGGCAGGGGUGACCAUGGAGAAGAUCAAGUUAGAAGCAGCCGUCUCAUACCCCCUGGGGAGGGUCAGGUCCCUGCAGUACCACCCACCAGAGACCCACAGUGACUGUCCGACCUCCAGGCCCAGAUCCAGGAGCGCUAUGGUGUACAACCCAGCCGAUGGGGGAGAUGAGGGGGAAACUUGGGCCACAGAUGUCAACAACCCCCUCACAGGGGAGCAGGAAAUGGGUACCUCCAGAUCUCCGACCAUGGGUCGCUGGGCAGCCCGCUUCGAGUACAAAGUCCACCCCUGCCCGUUCGGCCACACGCCCAAAGUCUCCAUGGAGAAGCUAGUCCCCACCACCACCACCGAUACGAAGGACGAGGCAGAGGUCAAGGAGACAACGACAGAUGGUGAACAACAGGAGCCAGGGAAGAGCAACAAAGAUGGCGGUGAGGAGAAGCAGGAAGCGGAGGACAAAGAUACUGGUGGAGGCCUUCUGCUUGUGGCAGAGGACAGGAUGUAUCCAUCACUGAGGUCUAAGAGCCUGAACACCAACCCCAGGAAGGUGAAGACCAGAGGCGACUACGUGCAGAGACCCAAGUCAGCCAGUAGUGUAAAAGACUUAACAGCUAUGUUUGGAGGGACUGGGGAGACAGAGACAGAGGUAGAGACUGACAGACAGUGUUAAAGACCUAACAGCUAUGUUUGGAGGGACUGGAGAGACAGAGACAGAGGUAGAGACUGACAGACAGUGUUAAAGACCUAACAGCUAUGUUUGGAGGGACUGGGGAGACAGAGACAGAGGUAGAGACUGACAGACAGUGUUAAAGACCUAACAGCUAUGUUUGGGGGGACUGGGGAGACAGAGACAGAGGUAGAGACUGACAGACAGUGUUAAAGACCUAACAGCUAUGUUUGGAGGGACUGGGGAGACAGAGACAGAGGUAGAGACUGACAGACAGUGUUAAAGACCUAACAGCUAUGUUUGGGGGGACUGGGGAGACAGAGACAGAGGUAGACUGACAGACAGUGUUAAAGACCUAACAGCUAUGUUUGGAGGGACAGGGGAGACAGAGACAGAGGUAGAGACUGACAGACAGUGUUAAAGACCUAACAGCUAUGUUUGGAGGGACAGGGGAGACAGAGACAGAGGUAGAGACUGACAGACAGUGUUAAAGACCUAACAGCUAUGUUUGGAGGGACUGGGGAGACAGAGACAGAGGUAGAGACUGACAGACAGUGUUAAAGACAAAACAGCUAUGUUUGGAGGGACUGGGGAGACAGAGACAGAGGUAGAGACUGACAGAAAGACAGAACACAUGAGACCGACUUCUGACGAUGGCUGACUGGUAUCACUCACUGUGGAAUGGGAUAAACUAGCCAAUGAUGUGUGGCAGAGCGGAGCAGCAUAGAACCGAUGUCUGAGACCCAGGAACGUUGCAUAUCUUGGUUCCACCAAUUCAUUCCAGUUCAUGGGGGACAGCUUUGCGCGAGCGAAUGGCGAAAAGUACAGCGAUUGUUGAGUUGUUGUUGAAUGUUUUUUUUUCUUCUUUUUAUUGUAUUAAAUGUAUUUCGUGUUCAUAAUCAAGCAAAAU
Messenger RNA from Coregonus clupeaformis (lake whitefish), 6820 nucleotides. RefSeq names its product transient receptor potential cation channel subfamily M member 1-like. Gene Ontology annotation, molecular function: calcium channel activity. Gene Ontology annotation, cellular component: membrane. NCBI's taxonomy places the organism in Eukaryota, Metazoa, Chordata, Actinopteri, Salmoniformes, Salmonidae. The coding region runs from base 1048 to 5913 and encodes 1621 amino acids. The transcript has 27 exons. Gene Ontology annotation, biological process: protein tetramerization; calcium ion transport into cytosol. The record is from RefSeq and is a predicted model, not a curated record.